Messenger RNA from Vitis riparia (riverbank grape), 9030 nucleotides. RefSeq lists its product as uncharacterized. Gene Ontology annotation, molecular function: ADP binding; double-stranded DNA binding; protein binding. The coding region runs from base 576 to 8828 and encodes 2750 amino acids. Lineage: Eukaryota; Viridiplantae; Streptophyta; Magnoliopsida; Vitales; Vitaceae. The record is from RefSeq and is a predicted model, not a curated record. Gene Ontology annotation, biological process: regulation of DNA-templated transcription. The transcript is spliced from 12 exons.
AGUUGCUGUUGCACUCUUUCCCAUUUUAUCAUCCAUUCCUAACUUGGCUCUCAUUGACCGUCUCUCUGUUUGGAACCCAAACUCUGCUCCUUUCAUUUCCUUGUUUAUUUUCAUUUGAUCCACCCUCUUCUUUGUUUCCUCUUAUUUUCUCACUUCCCAUCUGUUUUCCGUUUUCCAACGAAACCAAAUCCCCCCCCCCCCCCCCCCCCCCCCCCCCCAAAAAAAAAAAAAAAUUCCAUCUGUCUUAGUUUGGUAAUCUACUCUCCAAAUCAAAUUACAAGCAUUCCUUGAGCUUUCUCCAUUUCUUCACUCUCUACCCCUUUGCCAUUUUAUCAUCCAUUCCUAACUUCACUCAUUUCCAAUUUCACCACUGUUUCUUCUUUCCAUUUUCCUACUCACCAUCCCUCUGCUUGGAACAAAUACUCUUCUCCUUCCAUUUCUUGCGCUCUCUUCUUUUAGUUUCUUCUUAUUGCUGCUUUCCUUUGUUUCUGCCUUGUCUAGCUUCCCAUUUGUUUUCCAAAACCAAAAAAAAAAAGCAAAAAAAAGAAAAGAAAAAAAAAUCCAACGGAGACGAAAUGGCAGAGUGCGUUACCAUCAUCGGAACCAUUGCUGGAAAAAUUGCAGGAUGCUUGUUUGAUCCAAUUAAAAGCGAGCUUAGUUAUAUGCUUUGCUACCGCGACCACAUGGAAGAUCUCAAGAAGGAGGUUCAGGAGUUGAAGCAGGAGAAUGAUGACCUUCAGAUAACUGUUGCUGCAGCUAUUAGAAGAGGGGAUGAAAUCAGACCUAUUGUUAAAGACUGGCUGGAUCGGGCAGAAAAGAAUACAGGGGAGGCAGAGACAUUCAUGCAAGAUGAAAAGAAAAGAACCAAGAGCUGUUUCAAUGGGAGGUGUCCUAAUCUCAAGUCACGUUACGAUCUAGGCAAAGAAGCGAAAAAGAAGGCGGCGGUUAUUGUUGAAAUCAGAAAAAAACGCAUUUUCCCCCAUGGCGUAUCAUUUGGUGUCCUUCCAGGGAAUCUAACCUCUAAAAAUUAUGAAGCUUUUGAGUCAAGAGCCUCGACUCUGGACAAAGUUAUGGCAGCAUUAAGAGAUGAUAAGAUCAAGAGGAUUGGGGUAUGGGGGUUGGGCGGUGUGGGCAAAACCACGCUGGUCAAACAAGUGGCUAAACUAGCUGAAGAUGCCAAGUUAUUUGACAAGGUGGUGAUGGUCGCUGUAUCCCGAGAACAAAACUUGGAAAAUAUUCAAGCCGAGAUUGCAGAUUCCUUAGGUUUGAAUAUCGAAGAGAAGAGUAAAUCGGGAAGAGCGAAUCGGCUAAUUGAGAUAUUGAAGAAAAAGAAGCUCCUCAUAAUUCUGGAUGAUAUUUGGGCGAAACUCGACUUGGAGGCUGUAGGAAUUCCUUGUGGGGACGAUCAUGUAGGGUGUAAAAUUGUGGUGACUUCUAGAAGAAUAGAUGUCUUAUCUCAAGACAUGGGCACUCAACCAAAUUUUGAAAUCCGAAUUUUAUCAAAUGAUGAAGCGUGGCAGUUAUUUCAAAAGACAGCAGGUGGCAUUCCGGAAUUCGAUGUACAAUCCGUAGCAAGGAAGGUAGCUGAGAACUGUGGAGGUUUACCGAUUGCACUUGUUACCGUUGCAACGGCGCUAAAGAAUAAUAAGAGUUUGCCUUGUUGGGAUGAUGCCUUACGACAACUAACAAGUCCUGUUAAGACAGACAUUAGAGGAAUGGAUGAAAAGGUAUACAAAAGUCUAGAGUGGAGUUACCAUUCCGUGGAGAGUGAAGAUGCCAAGUUAUUGUUUUUGCUUUGUGGUUUGAUGGGUUAUGGUGACAUUUCACUGGAUGACUUGUUCAAGUGCAGCCUGGGCUUGGGUUUGUUUCAAGGUAUCAACACAUUGGACGGAUCGACAAAUAGACUUCAAGCAUUGGUAGAUCGCCUCAAAUCCUCCAGUUUGUUAUUAGACAUCGACAGAAAGGAGUAUGUGAAGAUGCACGAUGUUGUUCGCGACGUUGCCAGACAGCUUGCAUCGAAGGAUCCUCGGUAUAUGGUAAUAGAAGCCACGCAAUCAGGGAUACAUGAAUCCAAAAGGUGCGUUCACCUUUCUUUAAGUCACGAAGGUACCCUUGACCUUGGUGAAAUAUUGGACCGUCCCAAAAUUGAAUUUUUUCGAUUGGUCAAUGAAGGUCGACCUUUGAAAAUUCCGGACCCCCUUUUUAAUGGCAUGGGCAAACUCAAAGUUUUACACUUGUUUCAAAUGGAAUUUUCAUCACUACCUUUGUCACUUCAAUCCCUUGCAAAUCUCCGAACAUUGUGUCUUCACUGCUGCACGUUGGGAGGCGUUGCUGGAAUUGGAGAGCUAAAGAAACUAGAAGUUCUCAGCUUUUGGGGUUCCAAGAUCAAACAAUUGCCUAGCGAGAUAGCACAAUUGACCUGUCUAAGGUGGUUGGAUCUGAGCAAUUGCUAUCAACUUCAAGUAAUUCCACCAAAUAUCUUAUCAAACCUAUCUCAACUGGAGCAUCUUUGCAUGAAACCUUAUAGUUUUACUCAGUACAUGGAUGAGGAAAUUAAUCAAGAAAGAAAUGCUUGCCUUGCCGAAUUGAAACAUUUGUCUCGCUUGACAACUUUAAAUAUAGCAUUACAAGAUCUGAAGUUGCUGCCGAAAGACAUGGUCUUUGAUAAGUUGACAAGAUUUAAAAUAUUUAUAGGUGGUGGGUGGAGUUGGUACUCACCAUGUGAAACCAAAAGAGCAUUGAAGCUCUAUAAAGCUGGUGGAACCCUUCAUUUGGUGGAUGGGAUUGGCAAGUUGUUGAAGAAAACUGAAGAGCUCUCCUUAAGCAAAUCGAGUGGUACUAAAAGUGUUUUUCAUGAAUCAUAUAAAGAGGAUUUUCUUCAAUUGAAGCAUCUCGAUGUCCGUAGCAGUCCAGAGAUUCAAUAUAUUGUGGAUUCAAAGUACCCGCGGGUUCAAGAACACGUUCUCUUUCCUUUGUUGGAGUCAUUGCUUCUUCGUGAUCUGAUUAACUUGGAAAAAGUAUGCCACGGACCAAUUCCAAGAGGGUCUUUUGGUAACUUGAAAACUCUGGAGGUGAUGAACUGCCAUGGAUUGAAAAUUUUCCUAUCUCUUACCAUGGCUACAGGCUUUUUGCAUCUUCAAAAUAUAGAAAUAGGAGAAUGCAAUGUCAUGCAACAAAUAAUCGCAUAUGAAAGGGAGUCAGAAAUAAUAGAAGAUGGCCAUGGUGGGACAACCUUGCAACUAUUCCCCAAACUACGGUCUUUGAAACUUUAUAAACUACCAGAGCUCAUGAACUUCAGCUCUACGGUAGAAACUACAUCUUCCACGUCUCUAGCAAGGAAUGCCAGGUCGGAAGGCAAUUGUGAUAAUCGCAUGUCAUUUUUCAGUAACCAGGUUUCAUUUGCUAAUUUGGAGAAGUUGAUACUUCAUGAUCUACCCAAAUUGAGGGAGAUAUGGCAUCACCAACAUCCACCUGAGUCCUUUUACAAUUUGCAAAUCCUAGAAGUAUACAAUUGUCCAAGCCUACUCAAUCUUAUUCCAUCUCAUUUGAUACAGAGAUUCAACAAUUUGAAAAAGAUGGACGUGAAUAACUGUGAAGUCCUAAAACAUGUGUUUGAUCUUCAAGGACUUGAUGAAAAUAUUAGGAUUCUCCCAAGGUUAGAAUCCUUACAAUUAAAUUCACUACCUAAGUUGAGGCGUGUUGUAUGCAAUGAGGAUGAUGACAAGAAUGAUAGCGUGAGGUGUCGUUUCUCUUCUUCCACGGCUUUUCACAACCUUAAAUUCCUAUCCAUCACAAAUUGUGGGAACCAAGUUGAAGAUGAGGGACAUAUCAAUACUCCUAUGGAAGAUGUAGUGCUCUUCGAUGGAAAGGUUUCAUUUGCUAAUUUGGAGAAGUUGAUACUUCAUGAUCUACCCAAAUUGAGGGAGAUAUGGCAUCACCAACAUCCACCUGAGUCCUUUUACAAUUUGCAAAUCCUAGAAGUAUACAAUUGUCCAAGCCUAGUCAAUCUUAUUCCAUCUCAUUUGAUACAGAGAUUCGACAAUUUGAAAAAGAUGGACGUGAAUAACUGUGAAGUCCUAAAACAUGUGUUUGAUCUUCAAGGACUUGAUGAAAAUAUUAGGAUUCUCCCAAGGUUAGAAUCCUUACAAUUAAAUUCACUACCUAAGUUGAGGCGUGUUGUAUGCAAUGAGGAUGACGACAAGAAUGAUAGCGUGAGGUGUCGUUUCUCUUCUUCCACGGCUUUUCACAACCUUAAAUUCCUAUCCAUCAGACAUUGUGGGAACCAAGUUGAAGAUGAGGGACAUAUCAAUACUCCUAUGGAAGAUGUAGUGCUCUUCGAUGGAAAGGUUUCAUUUGCUAAUUUGGAGAAGUUGAUACUUCAUGAUCUACCCAAAUUGAGGGAGAUAUGGCAUCACCAACAUCCACCUGAGUCCUUUUACAAUUUGCAAAUCCUAGAAGUAUACAAUUGUCCAAGCCUACUCAAUCUUAUUCCAUCUCAUUUGAUACAGAGAUUCAACAAUUUGAAAAAGAUGGACGUGAAUAACUAUGAAGUCCUAAAACAUGUGUUUGAUCUUCAAGGACUUGAUGAAAAUAUUAGGAUUCUCCCAAGGUUAGAAUCCUUAUGGUUAAAGGCACUACCUAAGUUGAGGCGUGUUGUAUGCAAUGAGGAUGAUGACAAGAAUGAUAGCGUGAGGUGUCGUUUCUCUUCUUCCACGACUUUUCACAACCUUAAAUUCCUAUCCAUCACAAAUUGUGGGAACCAAGUUGAAGAUGAGGGACAUAUCAAUACUCCUAUGGAAGAUGUAGUGCUAUUCGAUGGAAAGGUUUCAUUUGCUAAUUUGGAGGAGUUGAUACUUCAUGAUCUACACAAAUUGAGGGAGAUAUGGCAUCACCAACAUCCACCUGAGUCCUUUUACAAUUUGCAAAUCCUAGAAGUAUACAAUUGUCCAAGCCUAGUCAAUCUUAUUCCAUCUCAUUUGAUACAGAGAUUCGACAAUUUGAAAAAGAUGGACGUGAAUAACUGUGAAGUCCUAAAACAUGUGUUUGAUCUUCAAGGACUUGAUGAAAAUAUUAGGAUUCUCCCAAGGUUAGAAUCCUUACGAUUAAAUUCACUACCUAAGUUGAGGCGUGUUGUAUGCAAUGAGGAUGAUGACAAGAAUGAUAGCGUGAGGUGUCGUUUCUCUUCUUCCACGGCUUUUCACAACCUUAAAUUCCUAUCCAUCAGAAAUUGUGGGAACCAAGUUGAAGAUGAGGGACAUAUCAAUACUCUUAUGGAAGAUGUAGUGCUCUUCGAUGGAAAGGUUUCAUUCCCUCCUAAUUUGGAGGAGUUGGUUUUAGAAAGACUUCCCAAGUUGAAGGAGAUGGAUGUUGGGAUCCUCUUAAAGUUAAAAAUCCUGAAGUUAGAGAAACUACCUAGGCUAAGACUUACGAUUGCUUCCAUGUUCAAGAAUUUUCACAAUCUCCAAAAGCUACAUAUCAUUGAUUGUGGGAUGGAAGACAGGGAGUUCUCCAAUGAAAAGGUUUCAUUCCCUCCUAAUUUGGAGGAGUUGGUUCUAAAAAGCCUUCCCAAGUUGAUGGAGAUGGAUGUUGGGAACCUUCCAAACUUAAGAAUCCUAUGGUUAGAGGAACUAUAUGGAUGUCUUUUGUCUAAGGUUUCAUUCCUUCCUAAUUUGAAGGUGUUGGUUCUAAAAAGCCUUCCCAAGUUGAUAGAGAUGGAUGUUGGGAACCUUCCAAAUUUAAGAAUCCUAAAUUUAGAGAAACUACAUGGAUGUCUUUUGUCUAAGGUUUCACUUUCUUCUAAUUUGGAGGAGGUAGUUCUAAAAAGUCUUCCAAAAUUGAAGGAGAUAGAUUUUGGGAUCCUCCCAAAGUUAAAAAUCCUAAAGGUUGGGAAACUACCUCAAUUAGUUUUGUCUUCUUCAAUGUUCAAGAAUUUUCAUAAUCUCAAAGAGUUAUGUAUCAAUGCUUCUACUAAUGAUAAAGUGCUCUUCAAUGAAAAGGCUUCAUUCCUUGAACCAAGAGCCUCCACUUUGAACAAAAUUAUGGAUGCCUUAAGAGACCACAAUAUCAACUUGAUUGGAGUAUGGGGCAUGGCCGGUGUGGGCAAAACAACACUGCUGAAACAAGUGGCGAAACAAGCUAAGCAACAGCGAUUGUUCACCAGACAAGUUCAUAUAGAUUUAUCCUCGAUUCCAGGCUCGGAAAAACUUCGACAAAGAAUUGCAAAAGCGUUGGGCAUCCCACUUUGGGAGGAGGUUGAAUCCAGAAGAGCGGAUGAACUGAAGCAGGCACUGAAGGAAGAGAAGAUCCUUAUUAUCUUAGAUGAUAUUUGGACGGAAGUUGAUUUGGAGCAAGUCGGAAUUCCUUCUAAAGAUGAUAUUUGGACGCAAUGCAAAAUAGUGUUGGCUUCGAGAGAUAGAGACCUAUUAUGCAAAGGCAUGGGCGCACAAAUUUGUUUUCCAGUGGAAUAUUUACCACUAAAAGAAGCUUGGAGUUUGUUUAAGAAGACAGCAGGUGAUUCCAUGGAGGAGAAUCUUGAACUGCGACCCAUAGCCAUUCAAGUAGUUGAAGAAUGUGAGGGUCUACCAAUUGCAAUUGUAACAAUUGCCGAGGCAUUAAAAGAUGAGACCGUGGCUGUAUGGAAGAAUGCCUUGGAACAACUUAGGAGUUGUGCACCAACAAACAUUAGAGCAGUGGAUAGGAAGGUUUACUCAUGUCUGGAGUGGAGCUACACCCAUUUGAAGGGUGAUGACGUUAAGUCAUUGUUCUUACUUUGUGGGAUGCUGGGCUAUGGUGAUAUUUCAUUGGAUCUCUUGUUACGAUAUGGUAUGGGUCUGGAUUUGUUUGAUCGCAUCGACUCAUUGGAGCAAGCAAGAAAUAGACUACUUGAAUUGGUGGAUUUCCUCAAAGCCUCAGGCUUGUUACUUGACAGUCAUGAAGAUAGAAACAAGUUUGAUGAAGAAAGAGCUUCAAGUUGGCUUUUCAUGGAUGCUGAUAACAAGUUUGUGAGGAUGCACAGUGUUGUUCGUGAAGUUACCAGAGCAAUUGCAUCCAAGGAUCCUCAUCCAUUUGUAGUCAGAGAAGAUGUUGGAUUGGAAGAAUGGUCAGAGACUGAUGAAUCCAAAAGGUGCGCUUUCAUCUCUUUGCAUUGCAAAGCUGUGCAUGAGCUUCCUCAAGGGUUGGUAUGUCCGGACCUUCAAUUUUUCCAAUUGCAUAACAGCAAUCCUUCAUUGAAUAUCCCGAACACAUUUUUCAAAGGGAUGAAAAAACUCAAAAUUUUAGAUUUGCCCAAAACGCAUUUUACAACGCUACCUUCAUCACUUGAUUCCCUUACAAAUCUCCAAACAUUGCAUCUAGAUGGGUGCAAGUUGGAAGACAUUGCUCUAAUUGGAAAAUUAACGAAACUAGAAGUUCUUAGCUUGAUGGGUUCUACAAUCCAACAAUUGCCUAAUGAAAUGUCGCGGUUGACCAAUCUAAGGCUGUUGGAUUUGAAUGAUUGUAAGAAGCUUGAAGUAAUUCCACGAAAUAUCUUAUCAAGUUUGUCUCAAUUAGAAUGUUUGUACAUGAAAUCUAGCUUUACUCAAUGGGCAACUGAAGGUGAAAGCAAUGCUUGCUUAUCCGAGCUAAAUCAUUUGUCUCAUUUGACAACUUUAGAGAUACAUAUACCAGAUGCCAAGUUGCUACCAAAAGACAUUCUAUUUGAGAACUUGACAAGAUAUGGGAUAUCUAUAGGUCCUUGGUGGAGGUUGAGAACCAAAAGAGCAUUGAACCUCGAGAAAGUCAAUAGAAGCUUACAUUUGGGGGAUGGAAUGAGCAAGUUGUUGGAGAGAAGUGAAGAACUAAAGUUCAUGGACUUAAGUAGUACUAAAUAUGUUCUUCACCCAUCAGAUAGGGAGAGUUUCCUUGAACUAAAGCAUCUCGAAGUUGGUCGGAGUCCUGAGAUUCAAUACAUCAUGGAUUCAAAGAAUCAACAGUUGUUGCAACAUGGUGCCUUCCCUUUUCCUCUAUUGGAGUCAUUGAUUCUUGUGCUUCUGAAAAAUUUGGAAGAAGUAUGGCAUAGCCCAAUUCCAAUAGGGUUUUUUGGUAACUUAAAAACUCUAAAAGUGUAUUCAUGUCCUAAAUUGAAAUUUCUCCUUUUGCUCUCCACGGCUAGAGGCCUUUCCCAACUUGAAGAAAUGAUUAUAGUAAAUUGCAAUGCCAUGAAACAAAUAAUCGCAUAUGAAAGGGAGUCAGAAAUAAAAGAAGAUGGACAUGCUGGGACCAACUUGCAACUAUUCCCUAAAUUGCGAUCCUUGGAACUCAACUAUCUAUCACAGCUCAUCAACUUCAGUUCCGAGUUAGAAACAACAUCUUCCACAUCUUUGAGUACAAAUGCAAGGUCGGAAGACUCAUUUUUCAGUCAUAAGGUUUCAUUCCCUAAGUUAGAGGAGUUGAUACUCAGAAAUUUGCCCAAGUUGAAGGAUAUAUGGCAUCAUCAACUUCCAUUUGAAUCAUUCUCUAAUCUACAGAUCUUAAGGGUGUACAGAUGUCCAUGUCUACUCAAUCUUGUCCCAGCUCAUUUGAUACACAGCUUCCAGAAUUUAAAAGAGAUAAAUGUGCAAUAUUGUGAACUCCUAGAACAUGUGAUUAUUCUUCAAGAAAUUGAUGGAAAUGUUGAGAUCUUCUCAAAGUUAGAAACCUUGAAAUUGGAGAACUUGCCUAGGCUGAGAUGGAUCGAAGACGGGAAUGAUAGGAUGAAACAUAUUUUCUCUCUUCUGACACUCAUGAAUAUUCAAAACCUUCAAGAACUACAUAUCACUAAUUGUAGUAUGGAAGACCUACGGAAGAUGUAGUACUCUUUUGUGAGAAGGUACACUGGAUAUACUUUAUGUUCUGCCCUAUUUGAGAUGAAGUAUAGAUGCAGCCUUUGAAAGAGAAACUAUUAAUGAAGUUUGAGAAAUUGUCAAUGAUGUUUCCUUCAAUCAUUUCCUUCAUUUGAUAGAGUUUAUUUAUUCAAGCACAUGCUAGAUUUUCAUAUGCAUUUUGUUUUGUUCA